Gamsiella multidivaricata is the source of this 1081-nucleotide messenger RNA. RefSeq names its product p-nitrophenyl phosphatase. Gene Ontology annotation, molecular function: phosphoglycolate phosphatase activity; alkaline phosphatase activity. The transcript has 5 exons. Lineage: Eukaryota; Fungi; Mortierellomycota; Mortierellomycetes; Mortierellales; Mortierellaceae. The coding region runs from base 95 to 1015 and encodes 306 amino acids. The record is from RefSeq and is a predicted model, not a curated record.
CCCUGCUGUUGUUGCGUUUCUCACUCUCAUUCACUUCGUUCCCCUCCCCCCUCCCUCCCCCCACCUUUGGCCUUCUCAUCUCUCCAACACAGCCAUGGUCAGCUCAGAACCCACGCCCAAGAAACUGACAACCAUCGAGGACUACAAGACCUUCCUCGACAAGUUCGACACCUUCAUGCUCGACUGCGACGGUGUCCUUUGGCAUGGCAACAGAGUUCUCGAUGGCGUACUGGAUACCAUCAACUUUCUUCGUCAAAACGGCAAGAAACUCGUCUUUGUAACUAACAACAGCACACUCUCCCGGGCGAAUUACGUCAAGAAGUUCCAAAAACUCGGGAUCGAAGCUUCGGAGAAAGAUAUCUUCAGCUCUGCAUUCGCAACAGCGGUCUAUCUCAAGGAGAUCUUGAAGUUCCCGAGUGAUCAGAAAGUCUAUGUCAUUGGAGAGUCUGGGAUCGAGGACGAACUUCGGGAGGUCGGCAUCCAGGCCAUAGGAUUAACUGAGGAUAAUGGCACGAUGAUGAACCACUCGGACUUUGGCCAGAUCGAGCCGGACGCGACGAUUGGCGCAGUCGUCUGCGGAUUCGACCUGAACCUCAAUUACCGCAAGCUCGCCAAGGCCUUCAUGUACCUCAACAACAAGAAGCAGAACAUUCAUUUCAUCCUCACCAACGAUGACUCGACCUUCCCGGCUCCCAAUGGUAUCUUCCCUGGCACUGGGUCUUUGGCGCAGCCGUUGAUCCAUGCACUCAAGCGACAGCCCUUGGUCAUGGGCAAACCAAACAAGCCCAUGCUUGAUUGUUUCUUUUCAAAUUACCACACCGAUCCGGAGAGGACGUGCAUGGUCGGCGACCGACUCGAUACGGACAUUGAUUUCGGUCGCAACGGUAACAUUGCGACCCUCAUGGUCCUAACGGGUGUCAAUACCGAGGAAGAGGCCCUGGACCCCAACCAACCUAUCAAGCCCUCGUACAUCAUCCAAAGUUUCGGAGAUUUUGCUAAAGCCAAGGAUGCUUAGAGAUUGGAGGCGAAUAACAACUGGCACCAUAGAUUCUUACAAUCGCAAAUAGAGAUCAUUGUAGAG